Molecule: messenger RNA, 1293 nt
Organism: Miscanthus lutarioriparius
Lineage: Eukaryota; Viridiplantae; Streptophyta; Magnoliopsida; Poales; Poaceae
Source: the annotation of a GenBank genome assembly
AUGCUGGUGAUCAGGGACGCGCUGCUGUCGCAGCUCCAGAAGGACCAACUUCGCCAGGAGAUCAUCCUGGCCGAGCUCGCCAAGAUAGAGCGCGCCAUGGCCCUGCGCGCCGCCGACGCCGAGCGUGCUAGCCAGGUGGCGCCCUUCUUCUCCUUCCUCGAGGAGACGCCGCACAGCAGAGAGGCGGUUGGACGUGCAGACCAUGGUAUUGUCGCCGCGGAUGUGGAAAACGAUAUGAAGAAGAAGAAGAAGAAAGAUGGAGUGCGCGGGGGUGUAGAACUCGAGUCCCAGAAGCCUGCCACGGGAGAUCUCGUCCGUGAAUGCCUGAAAAUUUCUUGUGGUGCCGGAAACGCUGCAGGUCAGCAAAAUGCAGCUCUUGAUGAGAGCAAACUACAAGAACCCAAUGAGACUACGUUGGCCAAGAAGACGACGCCUUCUUCAGUGAAAUGGAGCUGUGACAUCUGCCGGGUGGGAGCACCCACCGAGGGCCACUUACAACAACAUUUUGCAGGGCAGAAGCACCGGUCUAAAGUAGCAGCCUUUGUAUCAAGAAACAAUGCCAACAGUCAGAAAGCAAAAACAGCUGCUGCGAAGUCCGAAAAUAUGCGGCAAUAUGAUGAAAAGCCACGUCUAACUUGGGACCACCUGAGAGGCAAAAGACACAAAGCAAAGAUCCAAUCCCUGCUGGAAGAAUGCAAGAACAUGGCAGUGAAUUGUGGGUCGCUGAAUUCACAACCAAACAUUGUGACACAGGAUGAAGACAACAACCCUGCUUCAACAUGGAAUUGCAGCCUCUGCCAAGCCAAGUGCAGUCGUCAGUCAGACAUGGCGAACCACCUAAGAGGCAAGAGACACCAGCUGAAUUUUCUGAUUCUACAGGUGGAAAGCAAGCAAUAUCUGACAGAAUGGGGUUGCGGUAUCUGUCAGGCCAAAUGUGACUCUGUAUCUCAGUUUGAGAAUCACUGCAGCAGCAGGGGACACCAACAGAAGGUAGAAGCUCUACGGAAGGGAGGCCAAAUCACAAGCUCAGGUGGUUUCAAGACAGCUAAGGGUGCAAGCACUGAGGAGACGGAGAUACAUAGGGCGACAUACUUUUGCAAACUUUGCAAUUUGCACUGCAACAGCAAGAAUACACUAGCUGAACAUCGAAAGGGGAAGAAUCACACAGAGAAGGUGGAGAAACGGAUGUCGUUGAGUUUUUGCGAGGUUUGCAAUCUGCAGUGCAACAGCGAAAAGAUGCUUGCUCACCAUCGUACUGGGAAGGCCCAUUUGGCAAAGCUGAACUACUGCUGA